Molecule: messenger RNA, 1947 nt
Organism: Aspergillus affinis
Lineage: Eukaryota; Fungi; Ascomycota; Eurotiomycetes; Eurotiales; Aspergillaceae
Exons: 6
Coding region: 1-1947 (648 amino acids)
Biological process (GO): amino acid transmembrane transport
Cellular component (GO): membrane
Molecular function (GO): amino acid transmembrane transporter activity
Source: RefSeq, a predicted model, not a curated record
AUGAGUGCCCUUGCGGGUGCCAUUGGCACGAGCCUCUUCCUUGGGUCUGGUCGGGCGCUUGCCCUCUCGGGGCCUCUGGGGGCGCUGCUCAGCUUCAGCAUGACCGGGUGCCUGGCCGCGGGAGUGGUGUUCAGCAUGGCCAAGAUGGCCGCUUUGGUCCCUAUCUCUGGAGGCAUUGUCCGCUAUGCCCAGCUCUUUGGGCUCGUCUUCAUUCCCACGGAAAUCGUCGCUGCGUCCGUGUUGAUGCAGUUCUGGACUGAUCUGAACAGUGCCAUUUGGAUUACAGUGUUUGGCCUGUUGAUGGCUCUUUGCAACUGUCUUUUUAUCGGCUUCUACGGCGAGCUCGAGUUCACCUUUGCCAUCCUCAAGAUUAUCCCCAUAUUCAUGGUCAAUAUCAUGGCUAUUGUCAUUAUCUCUGGCGGUGCGCCUCAGGAUCCGGGCCCGUUUGUCCAGUACCUAGACAUCGAGGGAUCUCUUGGGCGGUUCCUAGGAUUCUGGUCCGCGUUUACCAACGCCAUCUACGCGUAUUCGGGGGUGGAUAACGUGGCGCUGGCAGCGGCGGAGACGAAAAACGCGCGCGAGGCCAUCCCCAAGGCAGCCAAAAAGACGUUCUGGCGGAUCGUCAUCUUCUACGUGAUCACCAUCUUCCAGAUCGGCAUGCUUGUGCCGUCGAACAACGACCGUCUCCUCGGUGACUCCGGCACGGCGGCCUCCCCGUUCGUCAUCGCAGCCAACCUUGCGGGCAUCCAGGGCGUGUCUCACUUCAUCAACGCAGUGGUAGUAACGUCGGCCUGGCCCUCAGGCAACGCCGGCUUCAUGACCUACGUGCGAUAUCUGUUCGGGCUGGCCAAGUACGGCCACGCGCCGCGCAUCUUCCUCCGGCUGAACCGCUUCGGCAUCCCCUACGUCGCGGUGCUGCUGUUUGCCGCCUUCAUGGCCCUCGGGUACAUGACCACGUCGAGCGGCGCGGCGGAGGUCUUCACCUGGCUGCAGGAUCUUCUGUCCAUCGCGAUCCUGGUGAACUGGAUCGUCAUCACCCCGACCUAUCUGCGGUUCUACAACGGGUGUCGCAGGCAGGGGAUCCCGCGCACGCAGCUCCCCUGCCGCGCGCCCUUCCAGCCGUACUUUGCAUGGCUGUGCCUUGUCUUUUUCUCUCUGAUCCUGCUGACCUCGGGAUGGCCGGCGUUUCUGAAGAAUUCGUGGGACACGAGGACUUUUGUGUCGGCGUACGCCAACGCGCCAUUCGUGCUGCUGCUAUACGUUGGGCACAGGUGGGUGAAGAAAACGAAGCUUAUUCGGCUGGAGAUACCUAUCCGGUCGUUGAUUGACAUUGCGAAUCAAGAAGAGCCGUCUCCUGUUGUGCCUAAGAAGUUAUUCGUCUCUCUCAAGACACCUUCUCGCAUUCGACAAGUCCAAACCACCCCCGACGAUUUCAUCGAAGUCGACUCCGAUCUCCACACGGUGCCUGGAACGGAAAUGGCGAACCCCGCCACGAGAUUCCAUUUAUGGGUGUAUGCUGCUCGACCAGAUGUACAAAGUAUAGUGCAUACGCAUUCACCGAAUGUUUCUGCUUUAGCUGCAGCAAGGCAACCCCUGAUUGUGUGUCAAAUGGACAUGACGCCGGUUUAUGAUAAUUGUGCCUUUUUAGCCGAAUGGCCUGGUUUACCGAUUGCCGAUCACGAGGGGGUGAUUGUUCGUGAUGCGUUGGGACCGGAGCGAAAGGCGAUUAUCCUGGUGAAUCAUGGUCAGUUGACGGCUGGGAAGAGUGUGGAGGAGGCGACCUAUCUCUCGGUGUAUUUGGAACGGGCUGCUGGGUUGCAGUUGCGUGCGUCUGUCCUGGGGGAGCUGGUGCCUGUGCCCGGGGAGUUGGCGGUCGUUGCGAGGGAUUAUCUGUUGCAGGAGAGGGUGGUUGGGGCGACGUUUGAUUAUUGGGGGAGGAAGCUUUAA